Molecule: messenger RNA, 600 nt
Organism: Sphenostylis stenocarpa
Lineage: Eukaryota; Viridiplantae; Streptophyta; Magnoliopsida; Fabales; Fabaceae
Source: the annotation of a GenBank genome assembly
AUGGAGAGUAGGGAAUACGAUUACGAGUACAGGGUAGAAGAGAGGGUGAGAGUGGAAGAGGAACCGAGGAGGAAAUACAGAGGAGUGAGGCAGAGGCCAUGGGGGAAAUGGGCUGCAGAAAUAAGGGACCCGUUCAAGGCUACCAGAGUAUGGUUAGGAACAUUCGAGACUGCUGAGGAUGCUGCCAGAGCCUAUGAUGAAGCUUCUUUGCGUUUCAGAGGAAACAAGGCCAAACUCAACUUCCCUGAAAAUGUGAGGCUCAGACAACACCCACCACCAACAACCACCCAUUUCACCGUGCCCCUUUUCUCCGUUCCGUCUACAACUGAACCAAUUGUUCACACUCAGCCUCAGCCUCAGGGUUCACGUGAUUCCGGCAACUUCUACGAGUAUUAUAAUUCAAAUGUUCAUGAAUUUCCCGUGAGCCUGUAUGACCAGGUUCCUGUGUCAUCAUCAUUCUCUGUUGGGGCUGCUCAUUUUCAAUCUUCACCUUCCUAUUCUUCUUCCUCGACUAUUCCUUCCCUUUAUCCUACGCACCCACCCCCAUGGUCUUCUUCUUCUGCUGCUCCUCAUACUUACACCUCUUCUUCAGGAUCAUAA